Aspergillus affinis is the source of this 2448-nucleotide messenger RNA. Its product is annotated as kinesin family protein. Gene Ontology annotation, biological process: microtubule-based movement. The record is from RefSeq and is a predicted model, not a curated record. Lineage: Eukaryota; Fungi; Ascomycota; Eurotiomycetes; Eurotiales; Aspergillaceae. The transcript has 6 exons. The coding region runs from base 1 to 2448 and encodes 815 amino acids. Gene Ontology annotation, molecular function: microtubule motor activity; ATP binding; microtubule binding. Gene Ontology annotation, cellular component: kinesin complex; nucleus; microtubule.
AUGAGUGCAGCAAAGUCCCCUCAGCCGUCCCUUUUCCAGGUGUACCUCCGCCUCCGCCCGCCCAUCUCGCAACAGCAGGAUGAACACGUUGAAAGGUGCCUGACAAUCGAUGUCCCGGAGGCAGCCAAUCCAGUUGCAGAGAAUGGUGAUGGGUCUAGGCCAGCUGGUCCCACUCAAAUCAUUCUUCAGCCUCCGAGUGAUGUUCGCAAACGUGCUGUCGAGAAAUUCGGCUUCACCAAAGUCUUUGAGGAAUCGGCGUCUCAACUGAACGUCUUUGAAGAUACCGGACUGGAGUCUAUUAUCAGAGGCGUCCUGUCGGAGGGAAGAGAUGGUCUCAUAGCUACACUGGGUGUGACAGGAAGUGGAAAGAGUCACACAAUUCUUGGAUCCAAGACCCAGAAAGGUCUUACCCAAAUGAGUCUCGAUGUGAUCUUCAAGUCCCUGGAAUCAACAAUCAAGCCGCCCGACAAUUCAAUCAACCCCAUCCUCCUCUCGACCGUCUCCGCAUCGGACCCCUGUGAAUCCCAGAUGUUCACGGCACAGUCGUUCCUGGAAGCCGUGUACGGUGACCCCGCCGAUCGUGGCAGGAAUUCUCGAGCCCAGACUCCAAUGAGCACCGGCAGAGCUAAUACACCUAUGGCGGUAUGCUGCCCAUUUCCCCAAACCCCCUCACGCAGGACCCAGACGCUGCGGCCUCGCAUCCCCAGAACUCCAACCGACAGCCCCAAUGUGCCCUUGAGUCCAGCAUAUUUUGGUACCCCAAGACGCAACGGCUCCCCUAUCAAGAGGGAUGCAUGGGUACCUGCUCGUCCCCUUACAGCCUUUUCCAAUACACGCUCUCAGGUCCCCAGUAUGAACUAUGCUAAACCAUCACGUCCCACUCUAAAGGAACCCACGCCAGCGAUUAUCUUCCCUCGCCGAAAUAUGCCCCAACGUCCCAAUGCCUUGCCACGAACUCCGGAUGUCAGCCACCUCACCGUGGAUCUGAACCCUCAUUCGGAAUACAUCGUUUUGGUGUCGAUGUACGAAGUUUACAAUGACCGCAUCUUCGACCUCUUGUCGCCAGCUGUCGUUCCUGGACAAGGAAGCACCAUGUCACGCCAAGGCGGAAAUGCGCAGAAAGACCGCAGAAGGCCCCUAUUCUUCAAGUCCACCGAAGGAUCGCCUGACAGAAAGGUUGUCGCAGGUCUGCGCAAAAUUGCCUGCGCUACCUAUGAAGAGGCGCUGGCCAUCUUGGAUAUCGGUCUGACCGAGCGUAAGGUCACGGGGACUGGCGCUAACAGCGUCAGCUCGCGCAGUCACGGAUUCUUCUGUCUUGAAGUCAAGAGAAGAAUGCGCAACAAGAGAACCGGCGAAGAGACCUGGAUUGGAAACACUCUCACGGUAGCGGAUCUUGCUGGUUCGGAGCGUGCUAGAACCGCAAAGACCGCUGGAUCGACUCUUGCUGAAGCGGGUAAGAUCAAUGAAAGUUUGAUGUAUCUCGGUCAGUGCUUGCAGAUGCAGAGCGAUAUGCAGGACAAAAACAAGACUGCGUUGGUGCCAUUUAGACAGUGCAAGCUUACCGAGCUGUUAUUCUCCAACUCUUUCCCGUCCAACCAAGCAUCGGGACCGACCCGUCAUCCUCAGAAGGCCAUCAUGGUAGUGACUGCCGACCCUCUGGGAGACUACAACGCCACGUCACAAAUACUACGGUAUUCCGCCCUGGCUCGGGAAGUCGCGGUGCCCCGAGUCCCGUCUAUCUCCGAGUCUGUGUGUUCCAGCUCCGUCGAAUCAUACAGGCCAUCCGUCAGUGGACGCAAUUCGCCCAACAUGGCCACCAACGAAGAACUUGAAAGCGCCCUGGCAGAGAUCGCUCGUCUCACGAAAGAGAACAGCAACCUUACCAUGAAACUCGGCGAGGAAGAAAUCAUGCGAUCCGAGUUGGAGACGAGGCUGAGCGCUAGCGAAGAGCAGUGCCUCGAGAUCGAACAAGAGGUGCGCGAAGAGUGCUGGGCCGAAAUGGACCAGAGAAUGGAAGAGGAGAGAAGAAGGUGGCAGACUGCCCUGGAAGAACAGGCCGACCACAACGACGAGCACAUCGACAAGAAGAUUGAGCUCCUAUCGCGAGGCUUCCAAAUCCACGAAGACCCGCCAUCCUCCCGAAACGACCGCACCGAAGAGCUCGAAUACGAGAAUGAGCGUCUUCGCAUCAAGAUCGCUGCCCUCGAGCGCGAACUCACCAGCCAAUCCCCGACCAAGAAGUCCAAGGCCAAGAAGCCCCUCGAAUCCACCCGCACCAAUGCGCUAGGCCGUGAAAGCGAUAUUGACCAUGCCCUGAAGCGAAUGGAUCAACUGAAGCUGGCUGAUAGCAUGUUCUCGCCUGCACCGGCAUCCACAGGAUCUCCGGGCAAGAAGCAGAGAAAGAUGGCGACGCGGAGAUGGGACUUGGCUCCGGAAGAGGAGAUUUAA